Molecule: messenger RNA, 4233 nt
Organism: Aspergillus lentulus
Lineage: Eukaryota; Fungi; Ascomycota; Eurotiomycetes; Eurotiales; Aspergillaceae
Product: RNA helicase aquarius
Biological process (GO): mRNA splicing, via spliceosome
Cellular component (GO): catalytic step 2 spliceosome
Molecular function (GO): mRNA binding; helicase activity
Source: RefSeq, a predicted model, not a curated record
AUGGCGCACGGCCUCGAUUCCCGGCCAACGGUGGAGGACUUCCGUGAGGAUAGCUCAUGGGUCCAGCUGGCCAAAACCCACUGGCUUGGGACCUCUAAGGUCCGCAAAGCCAAGCAGGAUGUUAUUAGAAAGGAAUUAUGGGAGCCCUUAGAAGCUGAAAACUUCAGCCUUCGUUCGCUCUUGACGCUGGAGAAUUUGAAUAUCCUGGAGAAAUAUCUGUGGCCGACAUAUUCGGAAGAUGCGUCCAAUCACCAUGUGCUAUUAAUUGCGCUGAUUGUUAGCAUUAAGCAGCGAGAUCAUUUGCCAAUAUGGGAGACCUUCUCUGACCGGCCCGACGACUUCUCCAACCUUUUCCAUCGGAUCCUCUCUAUGAGCGUCGACAAUUCUUUGUCUACCUUCUCCCGCCAAUCGAUAUUGUCCUUCAUUAUCAGUGCUUUUCAAUCUCUGGAGAACGUACUCAUCCGAAAGGAGUGCGCACCUCUCGUUUCGAUUUCCAUCUGGCACAAUCUCUCGAGCGAAGAAAUUAGGGAUCGGAUCCUUGCUAAGGUACCAUCCUUAAAGAAAGCCUGGAGAGCAGCUGGGAAGCGGUACGAAGCUGGAGAUGAGACGGCAAAGGCGAAGAUGCGAUUCGAACGAUCGUGGCUCUUUACUAUGCUUCUGGAUUUCUUGCGGCGAUUGAAUGGGUCCGAGCAGGAAUUGUCCGAUAAUUUACGCUAUUGUGAGAGGUUUCUGGAAUAUCUGGUGGACUUGGAGAGUCAGCUCCCGACACGGCGUUACGUCAAUACGUUAUUGAAGGAUCUCAACUUACUCCCGGUUAUACGGCUUUCCCAAAUGUACCGUUCUCCUGAAAAUGCUCUCUUCCGCGACCUCUUUGAGCUUCUUAAACAUUUUUCUGGAUUCGCAAUCGACGAUUACACCGGCGAGCCUCUUGACCCCCAGGCAAUCUAUGAGAGCCAUUCCCAAGAGCUGGCACAUUUGCAGCGAACCGCGAUGAAGCACUUCAAGGAUAAGUUGAUGAUCCUUGCUCUGUCAAACUACGGCUCAAUUGAGCAACGCUCAGAACUGGAAGGGCAACUGAGUGCCCUAAACGAUUCCGAGCUUGAAAGUCUCUGUAUGCACCUGGGUUUCCGGACAGAUUAUCCCAAACAAUCCGGGGUCAUACCAACUCGACAUCUCUAUCUCGAGAUACUUUUGUCGUUCUACGAGCGCAAGGUACCGUUUCAAGAGACCGCAUCCCGACUCAGCAUUGUGCCCACAGAGAAAGAUCUCUAUGACCCUUCAUUCUUGCGAAACGAAACCUAUGACGGAUCUCGACCGCUUGCGAUUCCGAAACUGAAUCUUCAAUAUCUGAGCCUUGGCGACUUUCUUUGGCGGUCGUUCCUGCUGUAUCGUUUCGAAGCUUUCUUCCAGAUCCGAAAGGAUAUGGAAGCGAUUAUCAAGCGGAUGCAGCCUCGAUCAAGCCGCGAUGGCAAAACGCUGACCUUCGAUGGUUUCUCUCGCAUGGCCAUUCCCAUCUCCAAACCAGCCAUAAUCGAGGUUGCACCUCCUAAAGUAGGCUCGUCAGACCCAGCUUUUGUGAGAGCUGAGAUUGCAAUUGAAGUUGGCAGGUUAGCAGAUUACAUUCGGAAGGAAUGGGACUCACUUCGUCCAGAUGACGUCGUCUUCCUUCUAGCUGUCCAACCGGGUACUGCGAACAAUUCCGUUUUCAGGGACAGCUCAGCAGAGACUCCGAGUCUGAUGCACCUUAGGACUGCAACAGUGGUUCAGGUUCUCGAUGAACAGGGUCGCCCACUUCGUGAACCAGUUGCGGGCCACACGAAUGGAUAUCAAUCUCGACCUCGCCUCCGGAGAUUGCUGCUCAAUCUGGAUCCGUCCGCUUUCAAGGCUGAUAAGGAUCGCACCUCCCAAGGAAAGCAGGACAUUUAUCCCUUCAUAAACGUGAUUGCAAGACGGAAAGGGCGGGAGAACAAUUUCAGGUCGAUACUUGAGAACAUGCAGAGACUCAUUGUCUCAGAUGUUACCCUUCCUUCUUGGAUUCAGGAUAUCUUUCUAGGAUACGGAGACCCUGCAGGUGCCAGGUAUACUGAAUUGCCCAACCGACUGAGGUCGGUCGAUUUCCGAGACACUUUCUUGGACUGGCAGCACCUAGUUGAGAGUUUCCCAGGGUGCACCAUUGAGCCUUCGGGUAAUGAGGCGUCGAGUUUCGGGCCCCCAUACGUAAUUGAAUACGUUGAAAGUUCUUCCAAAGCGCCUUCAACAACAUCGUCGAAGAAGCGGCGGAGAGAUCCGGUUGAAAAGGAAGGAACAAGUGCACGAGUGAUGCGCGUGUCGACAUAUAAACAGCCAAACCCAGGUCCCUAUCCUGUCGAUGCUCCCAAGCUCAACGCCAUUCGUUUCACCCCAGCUCAGGUCGAAGCUAUCGCAUCCGGCACGCAGCCCGGACUGACUGUGAUUGUUGGCCCUCCUGGAACUGGUAAAACGGAUGUUGCAACACAAAUCAUCAAUAAUAUUUACCAUGACUUCCCGAAGGAGCGUACCCUUCUGAUCGCGCACAGUAACCAGGCUCUUAAUCAGUUAUUCCAGAAGAUUGUGGCCCUAGACAUCGAUGAACGUCAUCUCCUUCGACUCGGCCAUGGUGAAGAGGAACUCGAAACCGAAACUAGUUACAGCAAAUAUGGCCGUGUCGAGUCAUUUCUUGAAAACCGCAACUACUUCCUCGCUGAAGUGACACGCUUAGCGGCGUCGAUUGGUGCAGAAGGCGCACACGGCAAUUCGUGUGAGACGGCUGGAUAUUUCAAUACAGUCUACAUCCAGCCAGCCUGGGCGAAAUUCUUCGACCAUGCUCGUGCCGAAAGUACAACCACCGAUGAUAUCAUUGCGUCUUUCCCAUUCCAUGCCUACUUCUCAACUGCCCCUCAGCCUGUGUUCGAUCCGGCCGCUUCGAAGGAGACAUUGCUGGAUGUGGCGGAAGGCUGUCAACGGCAUAUCGACAAGAUCUUCUCUGAGCUAGAGGAUAUUCGCCCAUUUGAGAUUUUGAGGCAAUCGCGUGACAAGGCAAACUAUCUCCUUGUGAAAGAAGCGAGAAUAAUUGCUAUGACAUCUACGCAUGCGGCAAUGCGUCGACAAGAAAUCGCCGACCUUGGCUUCCAUUAUGACAACGUCGUGAUGGAAGAGGCGGCGCAGAUUACUGAGAUUGAAAGUUUUAUUCCAUCCGCCCUACAGCACAUGAAGAACGGCGAGCUCCCUUUGAAACGCGUUGUACUUUGCGGCGAUCACCUUCAGAACUCUCCGAUCAUUCAGAACCUUGCUUUCCGCCAGUACGCCCAUUUCGAGCAGAGUCUUUUCCUACGCUUGGUAAGACUAGGUGUCCCUGCGAUUAAUCUUGAUCAGCAGGGCCGGGCAAGGCCUAGCUUGGCAGAACUCUUCCGGUGGCGUUAUAAGGAGCUUGGAGAUCUGCCCAUUGUUCACACGUCUCAAGAAUACAAACAGGCGAAUGCUGGCUUCCAGUACGACUAUCAGUUCAUCAACGUCCCAGAUUAUCAAGGGAGCGGAGAAAGGGAGCCGACCCCUCACUUCAUCCAGAACCUGGGAGAAGCCGAGUACGCUGUCGCCAUUUAUCAGUACAUGCGACUCCUCGGGUACCCGGCAUCGAAGAUAUCAAUUCUUGCUACCUACGCAGGCCAAACCGCGCUGAUUAAAGACGUUCUUGCCCAUCGGUGUGGUAAAAAUGCACUGUUUGGCAUGCCCAAAAUCGUGACAACUGUGGAUAAGUAUCAGGGUGAACAGAACGACUACGUUAUUCUUUCCCUCACGCGAACUCGCACAGUUGGCUAUCUCCGAGACGUUCGCCGCCUUACGGUUGCUCUUUCCCGUUCCCGUCUAGGCCUCUAUAUCCUCGGUCGUCGCGAGGUGUUCGAGUCAUGCUUUGAACUCAAGCCGGCCUUUGACCUUCUCCUACAGCGCCCUGACAAACUCAUGUUAACCACGGGCGAAAUGUUCCCAACCACAAGAUCGCUGGACGACGAGGUUCAGGGUACGCCUAUGGAGGGAGUCGAACAUCUCGGGCAAUAUGUGUUUGAGAUGUCUCAGGCCAAGGUUAAGGCCAUGGGUGAUCAGGACAUCAUAGUAGACGAUGCAAUGCCUGACGGGGAAAACGAGCUGUUGGACGAGGAUGAAGUUAUGCUUGGAGCGGGCGAUGAGCCCGAGGAGGACCCAUUGCAUGAGCAGACUUGA